Messenger RNA from Drosophila subpulchrella, 672 nucleotides. RefSeq lists its product as uncharacterized. The record is from RefSeq and is a predicted model, not a curated record. Bases 111 to 560 code for a protein of 149 amino acids. The transcript has a single exon. NCBI's taxonomy places the organism in Eukaryota, Metazoa, Arthropoda, Insecta, Diptera, Drosophilidae. Gene Ontology annotation, molecular function: beta-tubulin binding. Gene Ontology annotation, cellular component: microtubule cytoskeleton; cytosol. Gene Ontology annotation, biological process: tubulin complex assembly; post-chaperonin tubulin folding pathway.
AAUCCCAACUUGCUUUGUCCUAGCUUGACUCCCAUUCGAAAAACUAUCACUCAUUAGCCCGAGGUCGUCUCAUAUAUAUUUUCUUCAGUAGAGUUUGGUCAGUUAGUGCCAUGUACAGUCCGCACAUCGCCCUUUUAUCGGCCGUGCAGGCCAACGACAGUCGUCAUGAGGCCAAGCUCCGUUUCCAGCGCCGUCCCACGGAAAACAUCUACACGGAUCCGCGUCUGGAGCAACUGAUCGUCUACCGGGCCCUGCUGGAGCACCUGCUGCAACAGAAGUCGCACUAUGACCAUGAGCGCGAAUUGGAGCUCCAGCGCCUCGAGCGCUUCCGCUGCGAGGGAGCCAACGAGCGGCGGCUGCAUGUGCAGGAGCAGGUGGUGAAGAAGGCGCAGGGCAUGCUGCCCGGCAUCGUGUUCAAGCUGCGCAACGAGGUGGACAAGCUGAAGCACUUCCUCGACUGCGACAAGGAGCAGGAGCUGCGCCAACUGGACACCGCACUCUACGACCAGUGCAGUAAGCUACUCAAGAACUGCCAGGUUACUCUGGACAACCUACAAUAAGCUACCAAGUCAAAUUUUUAUCCUUCCUAACAUCAGUCAAAUUACAUUGUGCCACAUCGAAACCAACACACAAAAUCACCCUUCACUAUACAAGAUUAAAAUAACUCAAGAC